AUGGCGUUCCGGGUCCUGGCCAAGAAGGACAUGGAGCUGUGCGAGUCACCAGUCAUCGAGCAUGACUUCUCCCUGCGACCACUGUGCCAGCUCCGUGAAGACAAGGUGUGUGACCCUGUCUGGGACUUCAGACGCGCUGUGAAUGAGGAAUCGCACACAGUUGCAGUGGCACUGGAGAUUGCACCGGGCUUACACUGCAUCGGUCAUUGCCUCUAUUGA
Molecule: messenger RNA, 219 nt
Organism: Symbiodinium pilosum
Lineage: Eukaryota; Dinophyceae; Suessiales; Symbiodiniaceae
Source: the annotation of a GenBank genome assembly